CUGACGUGAAGGCUGAAAUAAGGUAAAACGCAAUUCUUUAGCUGUGUGAAUUUUUAAGAAGAAAGGCAGGAAAGUUAUUGUGCCUGGAGCUAAGAGAAGAAACCAUGGCCACAGGAGGAGACGAAUCUGGUCCUACACUUUAUGCUUCCUUUCCGAAAAGUGCCCCUGACCUCUUGCGUAUGACACAAAUGGAAGGGAUGUGCCGAAAUGGUCGCACCGGUUCGUUAUGCUUAGGUCCAGGGAUCACACUCACCGUGGAGGAUUCGGAAGAGGAUUCUGAGAACGAUGCUGGAUCCCAACCUUGUAGCCCUAAUCUCAACUCGGAGAGGCGACAACCAAACGGUUCUAUAGGUAGAUCCCAAUCUAUGCGAACCGUCCGUCGACCACAGCCUUAUGAUCCCACUGACCCCGGUAGUCGCUUUAGGCAGAGAAUUUCUAGCAUCCCUACAGAAAAAGCAGUUGCAUCACAGGGUACAACUGUUGCCCGAACCUCCUCAAACUAUUCCCUUCCUCUUCCAGGAGAGGCAGUGCAUUACCAACGUCUUCGAAAUUUCUCCGUAACUCCUAAGGGAGUCAUAAAUAGAGGUGACUCUUUCCGAUCCAAAUCUCGCAGCACUUUAAACAUUUCUUCUAAUAAACCCAACUCAGAGCAAGUGACAAAACCAGAUGAGGAGACGACAAAGACCGCGAGCCUGACUUUUGUAGCAUCAAUUUCGACCGUUACCCCUGGCCCAGCAUGUGAAAGACAAAUUGUGCCACCCGUGAUUGUGACGGAGACGAUGAAACACAGGGUCCUAAUAAUAGGAAGUCCAGAUGUUGGAAAGUCAUGCCUAACCACACAGUUUACUACGUCUGAAUACAUCAAUGCUUACGAUACGUCUCUGGCGGAAGACAACGAAAAGUCAGUAACAAUCGUAUUGAAUGAACAAGAGUCAGAACUGGUGUUCAUUGAGCAUUCUUUCAUUGAAAACACGCCUAUAGGUCAACUACUUGCCCCUGAUGUGGACGCAUGCGUUGUGGUGUAUUCUGUAACCAAUAAGGCGAGUUUCCAGUGUGCAAAAAUGUUUCUCGAACAGCUCCGCAAGACUGAAAACACUGACAGAAAAGCAGUAAUAAUUGUAGGCAACAAGACGGACUUAGCACGUUUGAGGACUGUAACACCAGAAGGCCUGUCGGUGAAUGUUGAUUACGCUAGUUGUGGAACUUGA
This is a messenger RNA of Limulus polyphemus (Atlantic horseshoe crab), 1208 nucleotides long. RefSeq lists its product as uncharacterized. Bases 105 to 1208 code for a protein of 367 amino acids. Gene Ontology annotation, cellular component: plasma membrane. The transcript is spliced from 4 exons. The record is from RefSeq and is a predicted model, not a curated record. Gene Ontology annotation, molecular function: GTPase activity; calcium channel regulator activity; GTP binding. NCBI's taxonomy places the organism in Eukaryota, Metazoa, Arthropoda, Merostomata, Xiphosura, Limulidae.